CGAUUACAGCAUAUUUCAUGGCGAAAAGAUGCCGUCGCGUAGUAAUAUUGUUAUCUGGACAGUUUUUACAGGGAACCGCAUGUGACUUCAUUAUUAAAUUUGCCCAUUCUCUACCACCAGCUGCAAGAAGUAAGACACUUCUCCCAGUUAUUCGUGAAAGAAAUACACCAAUACCCAGAAUCCUUCGCUUUCUGACAUUAUGUGACUUCACAAGGCCCGGUAUGAAUGAAUUGGUUUGGGACAAACUUUCUGCAGCCAUAGUUGCGCCAUCGGAAGAUGAAUCAAAUCCAUUUGACGAAAGUUUGACAGAUUUAAAAUAUUCAACUCCAAAGCGUUUAGAUGGACAUGAUGAAUAAUCUGGUCAGUCUAGAACUAGAAGUUUGCUGACAAGUUAGAUAGAUACAUGCUUUUAUAUAUAUCAUUUUACAAACAUAUAUGCAAGAUUAGAAAAAGCAGAUACAUUAUAUAUAACAUUGAAUAUUGGGGAAACAUUUUCAUGUAUCCAACAUCGCAUAUUUCAAUGCAUUUAAAAUAUCACUUGUAUGCAGAUACCGAAAAUCGAAAUAUCAAGAUUCAUUCCUACAAGUUAACAAAGACAUGUAUAGGUACAUAUAUAUGACGAAAUAUCCACAGACACUUGGGGUUUGGAGCUCAAAACGCCUUUAAAAUCCAAAUAAAAUGCAUAUUUGUCAAUCCCAGCACAUGUACUGAUCAUAUAUAUCAAAAAAACUUAAUAUAAGCCGUUUUGAAAAAAAAAAAUCAUAUUUCAACAUCUAUAAUAAUACACAAGAUAAACAUGUACGCCGGAAAAAAUCCGCACCUAUACCGUCAUAAUCACCAUGUAUUUUAUUCCAUUUCCAAUAUUUUCACACAAUCCUUUGGUCCAUCGACACAGAAGAUAUAAUUCUUCACGAUGAUGGUCAAUUUUAAACUUCAACGGUAAUAUAAACAAAGCAACAGCCGAAAUAAACAUCAAGAUUAUCGCCGUUUCUCUCCAUUGACAAAAUCUUUCCAUAAAUUCAAACUUUGCCCCAGCUUUGCCGUGUGCAAAAUGCGCAGCGCUUUUAGGUUUGAGAGCCAAAUAAUCGGAUGGCUUCGUUCAUAGCCGACUGGUUUCCAUCUUCAUCAUCGUGAAGAAUUAUAUCUUAUGUGUCGAUGGACCAAAGGAUUAUGUGAAAAUAUUGGAAAUGGAAUAAAAUACAUGGUGAUUAUGACGGUAGGGGUGCGGAUUUUCUACGGCGAACAUUGUUAUCUUGUGUUUUAUUAUAGAUGUUGAAAUAUGAUUUUUUUUUUCAAAACGGCUUAUAUUAAGUUUCUUUUUUAUAUAUAUGAUCAGUACAUGUGCUGGGAUUGACAAAUAUGCAUUUUAUUUGGAUUUUAAAGGCGUUUUGAGCUUCAAACCCCAAGUGUCUGUGGAAAUAUCGUUCAAUAAAUUAUGGUAAUUAGGGACUAUAAAUGACAAUAAAUUCUACCACGUGUGACGCUAAACUUAAUUAACGCUGUAUGUUUAUCAUAAUAUAGAAUAUUUGGACGGAACAAGACCAGAUCCAAUGUUUGAAUUUAAUGCUUCCUAUGAAUAAACUUAUUAUAUCAGGGAUGAAUUACACCUUUGACUUAAGACUGUGUUAAUAAUAAUAUUACUAUCAGUAAAUUCAUUUAUAAAGCUUCUCAUUUGCAAUAAAUUCCAGACUCGAAUCUUGUUUAGGGCUUGUUUGUAACAGAAUUAAUCUGAUAUCAAUGUCCACCUUAUUACAGAAAAUAUUGAAAUGUCAGAGAUAUUUUUACAAAUUACUUAAUUUUUUCUCUUAACCAUGUAUUUGCCCUUUAUAUAUUUGUAUAACAUGCGAUAUAAUAUGGCUAUGAAUGUUAUAACUUUAUAUGCUUAAUUAAUAUUAUAUUAUGUUACUUAAGAAAUUAAAAUUUGCAAUUUUUUAAGAUAAAUGUUUUAUCCACAAUAAGACUGUGGUCUCAUGCACAUAGCAAACAUUGUUAUACUUACCUUUUCAAAUAGUGAAUAAUAUUUUACAGUUUAUAUAGUCUUAGAUAAAUUUAAUUGGACAUUAGUAUAAUGUAAUAUACAAUAUAAAAUUGUAUAAUGCAAACAGUCGUAAGAAAUUUUAUUUGACAGGAUAUGGUUUUAUAAAUUUCAUU
Messenger RNA from Ruditapes philippinarum (Manila clam), 2151 nucleotides. RefSeq names its product myeloid differentiation primary response protein MyD88-like. The coding region runs from base 18 to 356 and encodes 112 amino acids. The transcript is spliced from 3 exons. Gene Ontology annotation, biological process: signal transduction. The record is from RefSeq and is a predicted model, not a curated record. Lineage: Eukaryota; Metazoa; Mollusca; Bivalvia; Venerida; Veneridae.